AUGUUGCUCCCCCGCUUAGUCCCCGAUGUCCUCGCGAAGCUGGUAUCCAAAGCCGCCUUGACCGGGAACUAUGGCAAAUCCUUCGCCAGCAACGUCAUGGCCUCGCUCUCGCAGCACCCGGCACAGCUUCACGCAAUGAUCUUCGCAGUCAUGGUGCACGACCGCAUACAGCAAGGCAUCAGCAACCCGACCGCCACGGAGUUGAUGGUUGGCACAGAAGCCAUCCGGCUCCUGAAUCAGGAAAUCAGCGACCCAGACCCCAAACGGGCCUUGUCGGACUCCAACAUCUGGGCGGUCCUGGUGCUCGCGUACUCUGGACGCGAAGACCGGAUACGGUCCGGGCAGAGCUACCCGCGGCAGUCCUUUCUGAGAGAGCUACAGUCGAUCCACAUCUAUCUGAAGAUGGAGAUUGUCAUUGAGCAUGUACUAGGUCUUAUCAAAAUGAUGGAGCUGCUCGGGGAUUUGCACAAAAUCAGGACGCCCGGGAUAGCACCCGUGGUCUCUUGGUGUGGUAUCAUGGGUGCGUGCCGGAACAUCGGAAGACCCAUAUUCCCCUUUAUAUCCCACACAGCCACGUUCGUCCGCGAAGACGGUCGUCUCUCAGUAACUGACCACGAGCGCGACGCCGUUGCUACCGAUUUGGGUCACUUGGGCACGGGCUUCUGGCAGGUCUGGGACAAGACGAAGAAUCCUUUCACCGCCGCCGCCGCCACCACCACCACCCCGAGCUACCUGGAAGAUCUCUUGACCGUCAUCCAAGACAUCUGCGACUUCACCGUCGUGGUCGAGAACCACGCGAGCGGGAGAUGGAUGCCCCGCACGUCGCCCGAGAUUAUCGACCAGCGAAACUUCGUCCAGCACAAGUUGAUGUCGCUGUGGUCGGCGGAGGAGCUCCACCUCACCACAAGUACCACGGACGGCAUCUUUGCGGAUGACGACGUGCAGUACGAGACCUGCCGGCUGGCCUGCAUCAUUUACUCCUUUAUCGUCGUGUUCCCCGUUCCCCCCGUGGUGGGGCCAUUUGAGACCUUGAUCGACAGGCUCAAGCGCGCGCUGCAAGCGACCGCGUGGAAGGACUUUGAGCCUCCGAGGCUGAGGGUGCACCUGUGGAUCCUGGUCAUGGGCGCCAUCGCGUCGAUAGGCUUGCCCGACCGUCCGUGGUUUCUAUUACGGGUCAUGGAAGUGUUGAACGAGUUCGAUGACAUGGCUGACUGGAGCGAUCUGAAGGCGUUUUUGAAGACGUUCUUGUGGCAUCCCCGUACGAGCGACCCGGACGGACUCGAUAUUUGGAAGGCGGUUCAGCAAGGCAACGACGUGCUGGAUACAAUAUAA
Cladophialophora psammophila CBS 110553 is the source of this 1332-nucleotide messenger RNA. RefSeq lists its product as uncharacterized. The record is from RefSeq and is a predicted model, not a curated record. The transcript is spliced from 2 exons. Bases 1 to 1332 code for a protein of 443 amino acids. Lineage: Eukaryota; Fungi; Ascomycota; Eurotiomycetes; Chaetothyriales; Herpotrichiellaceae.